Messenger RNA from Culex quinquefasciatus (southern house mosquito), 6207 nucleotides. Its product is annotated as myosin heavy chain, muscle-like. Gene Ontology annotation, cellular component: myosin complex. Gene Ontology annotation, molecular function: actin filament binding; ATP binding; cytoskeletal motor activity. The coding region runs from base 93 to 5939 and encodes 1948 amino acids. Lineage: Eukaryota; Metazoa; Arthropoda; Insecta; Diptera; Culicidae. The transcript has 13 exons. The record is from RefSeq and is a predicted model, not a curated record.
GAAGGCAGCAAGAACUACAUCGAAAUUGCUCCAAAAUCUAUUUAGCGUCUCUUAUCCGUUCCGUAUUUUUUCGAAAUAAAUAAAAGUUCAAGAUGCCGAAACCAGUUGUUCAGGUCGGUGAUGACCCCGAUCCAAGCCCAUGGCUAUACAUCUCUGAAGAGAUGAAACAAGAAGCUAUGGCAAAGCCGUACGAUGGCAAGAAGGCUUGUUGGGUUCCUGACGAUAAGGAGGGUUACCUACAGGGUGAAAUCAAGGCUACCAAGGGAGAACUGGUCACGGUUGCUCUUCCUAACGGAGAGACUAAGGAUUUUAAGAAGGAUCUUGUCGGCCAGGUCAACCCACCCAAAUACGAAAAAUGCGAGGAUUUGUCCAACUUGACAUAUCUUAACGAUGCCUCUGUCUUGCAUAACCUUAGAGAGCGUUAUCGUGCUUGUUUGAUUUACACCUACUCUGGCUUGUUCUGCAUUGUAAUCAACCCGUACAAGCGUUGGCCACUUUAUACUAUGCGUGCCGCCAAAAUGUACCGUGGCAAGCGUCGUAAUGAAGUCCCACCCCAUUUGUUUGCCGUAUCCGAUGGUGCCUAUGUCAACAUGUUGUCCAACAAAGAGAACCAGUCAAUGUUGAUCACCGGUGAGUCUGGUGCCGGAAAGACUGAGAACACCAAGAAGGUCAUUGCGUACUUCGCCACAAUUGGUGCCUCGAGCAAGAAGAGUGCUGAAGAAGAGAAGAAGAUCUCGCUAGAAGAUCAGGUCGUCCAGACCAAUCCCGUACUGGAAGCCUACGGUAACGCCAAGACCGUCCGUAAUGAUAACUCGUCUCGUUUUGGUAAAUUCAUCCGUAUCCACUUUACUGCCUCUGGUAAGCUGGCUGGUGCUGAUAUUGAAACAUACCUACUGGAGAAAGCCCGUGUCAUCUCCCAGCAGACUCUGGAACGCUCCUACCACAUCUUCUACCAGAUGAUGUCCGGCUCGGUUAAAGGGUUGAAAGAGAUGUGCUAUCUGUCCAACGAUAUCUACGACUACUACAAUGUAUCCCAGGGUAAAGUUACUAUCCCAAAUGUUGAUGAUGGUGAGGAGUGUUCUCUGACCGAUGAAGCCUUCAAUAUCCUGGGUUUCACCCAAGAAGAGAAGGACAACAUCUACAAGAUUACCGCCGCUGUCAUGCACAUGGGUGGCAUGAAGUUCAAGCAAAAGGGUCGCGAAGAGCAGGCUGAAGCCGACGGCACUGAUGAGGGUGAUCGCGUCGCUAAGCUGCUAGGUUGCGUCACUGAGGAUCUGUACAAGAACCUGCUGAAGCCCCGCAUCAAGGUCGGUGCCGAAUUCGUUAUCAAGGGUCAGAAUAAAGAUCAGGUCACGAACUCUGUUGGUGCUCUCUGCAAGGGUAUCUUCGAUCGUCUGUUCAAGUGGUUGGUCAAGAAGUGUAACGAGACUUUGGACACCAAACAGAAGCGUGCCCAGUUUAUUGGUGUACUGGAUAUUGCUGGUUUCGAGAUCUUUGACUACAACGGUUUCGAGCAGCUUUGUAUUAACUUUACCAAUGAGAAGCUUCAGCAAUUCUUUAACCAUCACAUGUUCGUCCUGGAACAGGAAGAGUACAAGAGGGAGGGUAUCAACUGGGCCUUCAUUGAUUUCGGUAUGGACUUGCUGGCCUGUAUUGAGCUGAUUGAGAAGCCCAUGGGUAUCCUGUCCAUCCUUGAGGAAGAGUCUAUGUUCCCGAAAGCCACCGAUCAAACCUUUGCUGAAAAGUUGAUGACGAACCACUUGGGCAAGUCUCCUCCAUUCCAAAAGCCAAGACCGUCGAAGCCAGGUAUCCCUGCGGGUCACUUUGCCAUUGGUCACUACGCUGGUGUUGUCACAUACAACAUCACCGGAUGGCUUGAGAAGAACAAAGAUCCCCUAAACGACACGGUCAUUGAUCAGUUCAAGAAGGGUACCAACGCGCUUAUUGUUGAGAUCUUUUCCGAUCACCCGGGGCAAUCUGGUCCACCACCAGGCGCUGAUGAUAGCAAGGGAGGUAAGGGCGGUGGACGUGGUAAGAAGGGUGCCGGUUUCGCCACUGUAUCUUCGGCCUACAAGGAACAGCUUAACAAUCUGAUUAGGACUCUGUGCUCCACUUCGCCUCACUUUGUCCGUUGUAUCAUUCCCAACGAGUUUAAGCAGACCGGUCUCAUUGACGCUCACUUAGUUAUGCACCAGCUAACUUGUAACGGUGUACUUGAAGGUAUCCGUAUUUGCCGUAAGGGCUUUCCGAACAGAAUGAACUAUCCAGAUUUCAAACAACGUUAUCUCAUCUUAGCUCCUGCCGCCAUGCAGGCUGAACCUGAGGGAAAAGUUGCCGCUGAGAAGUGCAUGGAAUCAAUAGCUCUAGAUCCGGACUUGUUCCGUAUUGGUCUCACCAAGAUAUUCUUCCGUGCCGGUGUCCUAGGUCAGAUGGAGGAGUUCCGUGAUGAGCGUUUAUCUAGAAUCAUGUCCUGGAUGCAGGCUUGGUGUCGCGGGUAUCUUUCUCGUAAAGAAUUCAAGAAACAACAGGAGCAGCGUACUGCUUUGGAGAUUGUCCAGCGUAAUUUGCGCAAGUACUUGAAGCUCCGUACUUGGGCCUGGUGGAAACUAUGGUCAAAGGUCAAGCCUCUGCUUAAUGUUUCUCGUGUUGAGGACCAGAUUGCGAAACUAGAAGAGAAGGCUCAGAAAGCCACAGAAGCUUUAGAGAAGGAAGAGAAACUCCGUAAGGACUUAGAAGCUAUGAACAGUAAACUGUUAGCCGAAAAGACUGCUCUGCUUGACUCGCUGUCUGGUGAAAAAGGAGCCCUUCAAGAAUAUCAGGAGAAGGCAGCCAAGUUAACCGCGCAGAAGAACGAUCUCGAGAAUCAGUUGCGCGACACUCAAGAGCGCUUGGCUCAAGAGGAAGAUGCUCGUAACCAGCUAUUCCAAACUAAAAAAAAGUUAGAGCAGGAAAUCUCUGGUCAGAAGAAGGAUGCUGAAGAUCUGGAACUACAGAUCCAAAAGAUCGAGCAAGACAAGGCGUCCAAAGAUCACCAGAUUCGAAACUUGAAUGAUGAGAUCGCCCACCAGGAUGAACUGAUCAACAAGUUAAACAAGGAGAAGAAGAUGCAAGGUGAAGUAAAUCAGAAAACUGCUGAGGAGCUCCAGGCUGCUGAAGAUAAGGUCAACCAUUUGAACAAAGUUAAGGCCAAGUUGGAGCAGACUCUGGAUGAACUUGAAGACUCGCUGGAGCGUGAGAAAAAGCUUCGCGGUGAUGUUGAUAAAGCUAAGCGCAAGGUUGAGGGUGACUUAAAACUAACCCAGGAAGCUGUGUCUGAUCUGGAACGCUAUAAGAAAGAACUGGAACAGACCAUCCUGCGCAAGGACAAGGAAAUUUCCGCUCUAUCUGCUAAGCUCGAGGACGAGCAGAACUUGGUUGGGAAGCUACAAAAGCAGAUCAAGGAGCUACAGGGCCGCAUUGAAGAGCUCGAGGAGGAAGUCGAGGCUGAGCGCCAGGCUCGUGCUAAGGCUGAAAAACAGCGUGCUGAUCUAGCCCGUGAACUCGAGGAACUUGGUGAGCGCCUGGAAGAGGCCGGUGGUGCCACAUCGGCCCAAAUUGAGUUGAACAAAAAGCGUGAGGCUGAACUCGCUAAGCUGCGUCGUGACUUGGAAGAGGCAAACAUCCAACAUGAAGGCACUUUGGCUAAUCUGCGCAAAAAGCAUAACGAUGCCGUUGCUGAGAUGGCCGAGCAGGUUGACCAGCUGAACAAAUUAAAAACUAAAGCUGAACAUGAUCGUGCGAAUAUGUACAAUGAACUCAAUAAUACCCGAUCUGCCUGUGAUACACUUGCUCGUGAAAAGGCCGCCCAAGAAAAGAUCGCCAAACAGCUACAACACACUCUUAACGAAGUGCAAGGCAAGCUGGACGAAACCAACCGCACCUUGAACGACUUUGACGCAUCCAAGAAAAAACUUUCCAUUGAGAACUCUGACCUGCUCCGCCAGUUGGAGGAUGCUGAGUCUCAGGUCUCACAGCUCAGCAAGAUUAAAAUCUCUCUCAGCCAACAGCUUGAGGAUACCAAGCGUCUAGCCGAUGAGGAGUCUCGCGAACGCGCAACUCUACUCGGAAAAUUCCGCAACUUGGAGCACGACCUCGACAACUUACGCGAACAGGUUGAAGAAGAGGCUGAAGGCAAGGGCGAUAUCCAGCGUCAACUCAGCAAGUCAAAUGCUGAAGCUCAACUGUGGCGUACCAAAUACGAAUCAGAGGGUGUUGCUCGCGCUGAGGAGCUCGAGGAAGCCAAGAGGAAAUUGCAGGCUCGCCUUGCAGAGGCUGAGGAGACCAUUGAAUCGCUCAACCAGAAAUGCAUUGCUCUAGAAAAGACCAAGCAGCGUCUGUCCACCGAAGUCGAGGAUUUACAGCUCGAAGUCGACCGUGCAACCACGAUCGCCAACUCAGCCGAAAAGAAGCAGAAGGCCUUCGAUAAGAUCAUCGGAGAAUGGAAGCUCAAGGUCGACGAUCUGGCUGCCGAGCUGGACGCUUCCCAAAAGGAGUGCCGCAACUACUCGACCGAACUGUUCCGUUUGAAGGGUGCAUAUGAAGAGGGCCAGGAGCAGCUUGAGGCGGUCCGGCGUGAGAACAAGAACUUGGCUGACGAGGUUAAGGAUCUGCUAGACCAGAUUGGUGAGGGUGGCCGCAAUAUUCACGAGAUUGAAAAGUCUCGCAAGCGUUUGGAAGCUGAGAAGGACGAACUGCAGGCCGCUCUUGAGGAAGCCGAGGCUGCUCUAGAACAAGAGGAGAACAAGGUUCUGCGCGCUCAGCUUGAACUGUCUCAGGUGCGCCAGGAAAUUGACCGCCGCAUCCAGGAGAAAGAAGAGGAGUUCGAAAAUACCCGCAAAAACCACCAGCGUGCUCUGGACUCUAUGCAGGCCUCUCUCGAAGCCGAAGCCAAGGGUAAGGCUGAGGCCCUUCGCAUGAAGAAGAAGCUCGAGGCUGACAUCAACGAGCUUGAAAUAGCUCUGGAUCAUGCUAACAAGGCUAACGCUGAGGCACAGAAGAAUAUCAAACGAUAUCAGCAACAACUGAAGGAUGUCCAGGGAGCUUUGGAGGAAGAACAACGUGCCCGUGAUGAUGCCCGUGAACAGCUGGGUAUUUCUGAGCGUCGUUCCAAUGCCUUGCAAAACGAACUGGAAGAGUCUCGCAGUCUGCUGGAACAGGCUGACCGUGGUCGUCGUCAGGCUGAACAGGAACUGGGUGAUGCUCACGAACAGUUGAAUGAAGUUUCUGCCCAGAACGCUUCGAUCGCUGCCGCCAAGAGGAAACUAGAGUCUGAGCUCCAGACACUGCACUCCGACCUGGAUGAGCUGCUGAACGAAGCUAAGAAUUCCGAGGAGAAGGCCAAGAAGGCGAUGGUUGAUGCCGCCCGCCUCGCUGAUGAGCUCCGCGCUGAACAGGACCAUGCCCAAACUCAGGAGAAGCUUCGGAAGGCCCUUGAGCAGCAGAUUAAAGAGCUACAGGUACGCUUGGACGAUGCGGAAACCAACGCCCUAAAGGGAGGCAAGAAAGCAAUCCAGAAAAUGGAACAGCGCGUUCGAGAGCUUGAAUCUGAGCUGGACAAUGAGCAAAGAAGACAUGCUGAUGCUCAGAAAAACCUCCGCAAGUCCGAACGCCGCAUCAAGGAGCUGACCUUCCAGUCUGAGGAAGACCGCAAGAAUCACGAACGCAUGCAAGACCUCGUCGACAAGCUGCAGCAGAAGAUUAAGACUUACAAGAGGCAAAUUGAGGAAGCUGAGGAGAUUGCUGCUCUGAACCUUGCUAAGUUCCGCAAGGCUCAACAGGAACUGGAGGAAGCUGAAGAGCGUGCCGAUAUUGCCGAACAAGCAGCCACAAAAUUCCGUUCUAAAGGAGGACGUGGAGGUUCUGCGCAACGUGGUACUAGUCCAGCGUUAAGUACUAUUUAGGGUUUGCCGAUGCUAGCCUUCAUUUUUUACGUUUUCAUUUAUAGUCUCCGACACCUGUGAGAUUUUCUUAUUGGACUAUGAUAAGAGAACAAUCUAUGAAAAAGCUAAUUGAAAAAAUCUCAUCCAGCUUCAUAUUAGACUACAAUACAAUAGCUGCUUUAAAAACGAUGAUUCAGUGACGAUUUAUUAGUUUUAAUUGUUCUAUAUUGUAACGUUAAUUUUUUAUUACAAUUAUUACAAAAAAAUAUAUUGGAAUCUUGAAAUCAAA